Molecule: messenger RNA, 1941 nt
Organism: Oppia nitens
Lineage: Eukaryota; Metazoa; Arthropoda; Arachnida; Sarcoptiformes; Oppiidae
Product: ABC transporter G family member 23-like
Exons: 5
Coding region: 1-1941 (646 amino acids)
Cellular component (GO): membrane
Molecular function (GO): ATP hydrolysis activity; ATP binding; ABC-type transporter activity
Source: RefSeq, a predicted model, not a curated record
AUGAAUAAUAAUUAUUCUAAUAAUGUAAAUCCAAACAUAUUUGCUAUUAAUGUCGAAAAUGUGAGCUUUUCUUAUAAUAACAAAAGUAAUAUUUUAAAUGAUGUAACACUAAAAGUAAAUAAAGGACAAAUCUUUGCAUUAUUGGGCUCUAAUGGUUGCGGCAAAACAACAUUGUCUCGACUUAUAUUAGGUCUAUUAAUGCCAACUAAUGGAACCGUCAAAGUAUUUGGCCAACAGUUGAACACUAAUCCACUGACCAUAGGAUAUAUGCCACAAGAGAUGGCCCUUUGCUCUGAACUAACUGUCCGACAAAUACUGUAUUACUAUGGGAUGAUCUAUAAUAUGACCAACAAAUUAAUUGAACGGCGAAUUCAAGAGCUAAAUGAGUUGUUAUGUUUGCCUAAACAUAGUCUAACUAUUCGUAAACUAAGCGGUGGUCAACAAAGAUUGAUAUCCAUUGCCGUCUCAAUUAUACACAAACCAAGACUACUUGUGCUCGACGAGCCAACUGUAGGCUUGGAUUCAAUACUUAGGGCUAGAAUAUGGAGUUAUUUGGAAAAUGAAUGCAAAGUAAAUGAUCUGACUGUAAUGAUGACAACCCAUUACAUAGAGGAGGCAAAGAAGUCUUCGAGUGUUGCCUUUAUUCAUAGCGGUAUUUGCCUAAAACAGUCGGCACCAGAACUCCUACUCAAUGAAUACCACUGUCCAACACUUGAAGAAGUUUACUAUUAUUUAUGUCUUGAUUACAAUAGGAAUCAAAAGCAAAAUAUUAAAUCACAAUAUUUUGCAAACAAAUGUCAAACAAAUUUAGAAAAAUCUACUAAAAAUAAAAGUAAAAUUAGACCAAAAUUUCAAAUCAAUGCAAAUCAUAUAAUGACAUUAUUAUGGAAAAAUUCAAUCCGUUUGAAGCAAAAUUCAAUGGCUUUAUAUAUUUUUCAUUUAUUCCCACUUUUAUUAGUCUAUGGUUUGAAUAUUUGUUUCAGAAAUCCCGAGCGACUAAACCUAGCCAUACAUACAGCCGAACCAAUACCGGACCUCUCACUCAAGUUUAUCAAUGCUAUCAGUGAUAAAAUGUUUGAUUAUGAAAUACAUAAAACAAAUGAGACGGCAUUUAAUAGUGUAUUAAGUGGUGAAAACACACUUUCCAUUGUUUUUGAUCAAAACUUUACCGACAAUUUCCACAAUCGAUUGUUAUAUCCAAUGGAUAUUUCCGACGAAGAAGUGGACAGUAGUCAAGUGAAAGUAUAUGCAGAUAUGUCCAGUAUAUCUGGUUAUUACGCUCAGUACUACUUGUGGAAAGUGUUUGCAAAAUUUAUGACUAACUUUGCCACUGAGCUUGACUUCAAUCCCAAUGCUUUCUCUUUACCCAUUGAUAUCCAAAAACACAUUUAUGGUAACCAAGACUUUUCGUUUAGUAAUCUAUUUAUUCCGGGAUUUCUAAUAUCGUGUAACUUCACGUUGGCCUUAGUAUUGGCCACUUUUUAUGCAAUCAGAGACCGAGAAAAUGGUCUCAAAGAGCGUGAUAUAGUGGCCGGUGUGACCAAACUUGAAAUAUAUAUAACACAAUUGCUUUUAAUAAUUGCAAAUAUUGUCAUCCAAUCAUUUAUAAUACUAGUAUUUGCAUUUAAAAUACUUGAUUAUCAGUCCAUCGGAUCCCUUAUUGAUAUUUACAUAUUAUUAGUUUUCAUAUCAUUGCAAGGCAUGAGUUUUGGUAAUUUUGUAUCACUCUUAGUAAAGGACGACUUAAAAGCAACAAUUAUAGCCUCUUAUAUAACGGCACCAUUGUAUGUAUUGUGUGGUGUGUUUUGGCCAAUAGAGUCAAUGCCUAUACCUUUGCAAAGUUUGAUUAUAUGGUCACCACUUACAUCACCAAUAAUAUCAUUAAGAUAUGUUAUGUUUAGGGGUUGGACUAUUAGUUCAAUUCAUACCACACAGUGUUGA